This is a messenger RNA of Solea solea (common sole), 1385 nucleotides long. RefSeq names its product ribosome production factor 2 homolog (gene rpf2). The record is from RefSeq and is a predicted model, not a curated record. The transcript is spliced from 10 exons. Gene Ontology annotation, molecular function: rRNA binding. Gene Ontology annotation, cellular component: nucleolus. Gene Ontology annotation, biological process: maturation of LSU-rRNA from tricistronic rRNA transcript (SSU-rRNA, 5.8S rRNA, LSU-rRNA); ribosomal large subunit assembly. NCBI's taxonomy places the organism in Eukaryota, Metazoa, Chordata, Actinopteri, Pleuronectiformes, Soleidae. Bases 122 to 1045 code for a protein of 307 amino acids.
GAAGAAGAAACACUCGCCGUGGAGAGUUGUUGACUUCCGGUGUGUGGUUGACUCUUCACGUGGAGAAAAAGCAGCGUUGACACGUUUCUCUGUGUGAACGGAGGAAAACACGCACGAGAACAUGACACAGUUGGACAGUGUAGUAAAGCCCAAGACAAAGCGCUCUAAGCGCUUCUUGGAGAGCAGAGCUCCAAAGCUGACUGAGGACGUGAAGACUGCCAUGAUCAUGAAAGGAGGGAACACCAGUGAGACGGUCACCAAGGCUCUCAAAGACAUACAUUCCCUGAAGAAGCCCAAUGCUGUGCUGUACAAAAAAAAGAACAUAACUCGACCGUUUGAAGACUCUACAUCACUGGAAUUUUUCUCUAAGAAGACGGACUGUUCUUUAUUUCUGUUUGGCUCUCACAACAAGAAGCGGCCCAACAACUUCAUAUUUGGUCGUCUCUUUGACUUCCACGUGCUCGAUAUGAUUGAACUUGGAAUUGAGAAGUUUGUUUCACUGAGUGAGAUAAAGGCAAAUAAGUUUCCCGAGGGGACGAAACCCAUGCUUGUGUUUGCGGGCGACGUCUUUGAUACAGACGCUGAACACAGACGUCUGAAGAGUCUCUUCAUCGACUUCUUCAGGGGCCCCACGGUGCCUGCAGUGCGUCUGGCAGGGUUAGAGCAUGUGCUGCACUUCACUGCACUGGACGGGAAGAUAUACAUGCGCAGCUACAAGUGUCUGCUGAAGAAGUCUGGGUGCAGGACCCCACGCAUCGAGCUGGAGGAGAUCGGGCCAUCGUUGGACUUUGUCCUCAGAAGAACACAUCUGUCUUCAGAUGACUUGUACAAGUUAGCUCAUAAGCAGCCCAAGGCCCUGAAGCCCAAGAAGAAGAAGAAUAUCUCCCAUGAUGCCUUUGGCACCAAGUUUGGCCGGGUGCACAUGCAGAAGCAGGAUCUGUCCAAGCUGCGCACACGCAAGAUGAAGGGACUGAGGAAGAGGAAGGGCGCGGCGGUGGCGGCAGAGGAAGGACAGGCUCCCAAAGUGGCUAAAGAAGAGAGCUGAUGAGAGGACACAAUGUCUCCUGCUGUGAUAAGGACUGAGCAUGUGAGUUACCAGCAGGCAGUCCUUUCUUCUCCUGGUCACAUGGUUUCUUUGUCGUCACGUGACAAAGAGGUCAGGUGACCGUCCACGUGUUCAAGAAAGAGUUCUCACAUUUCACUCAUUUCAGCAAAAUAAAACUGUUUGGUGUGUUUGAGUUUUCACUGCUGUGUUCACUGCUGGCUCUUACACCUGCUUAUGUUAUCCAUCAGUAACCAUGGAUACAACACGUAGCAGUAUAUCAACCACAUGUCAUAGAAGGAAAUAAUGUCACAUUCAUUUAAUAAAGGUGCAGUAUGUUAAA